AUGUCUACGCCACGCGUGCUCAUACUCGGCGGGCACGGCAAAGUCUCUCUCUUCCUCCAACCCCUCCUCCUCGCCAAGAAAUGGUCCGUCACCAGCGUGGUGCGCAACCCGGCGCACGAGGUCGAGAUCCUGGCGCUCGGCAAGGACAAGCCCGGCAAGAUCGAGGUGUUGGUGGACAGUCUCGACGACGUCAAGGAGGUUAGUGAUGCGCAGCGCGUGUUGGAGAAGGUCAAGCCGGAUAUCGUCGUGUGGAGUGCUGGCGCCGGCGGCAAGGGCGGACCGGAAAGGACAAAGGCUGUUGACAUGAUCGCCGCAAAGUGCUACAUCUCGGCAUCGCUGGCCAUGCCGGGGGUCAAGAAGUUCCUGAUGGUGUCAUACCACGCAUCUCGCAAGGGUUAUCCGCCAUGGUGGACCGAGGAAGACCGGAAAGCCGCGGACAACAUCAACCAAAACGUCCUGCCGCACUACUUCCAGGCAAAAGUAGAGGCGGACGAGCACCUCGAAGCCCUCGCGAAGAAGAGACGGGACGGCGGCGACCAAGAGUUUCAAGCCAUCAACUUGAGACCAGGCACUUUGACGGACAGGCCAGGCACGGGCAAGGUGACGCUAGGCAAGACGUCGAUAACUGGGAGUAAGUACUACAAGUUUCCCCGUUUCUUCAUUCCUCCUGUUUUCGCUGACGAGUCUCCACCAAAACUCUCAGAUGUACCGCGCGAGGAUGUCGCCAAGGUGGCCGCGGCGCUGUUGGAUCGGAACGAUACGCGAGGCUGGUUUGAUCUGCUGGAGGGCGACGUCCCCAUCGAAGAAGCAAUCGACAGCCUCGUCAAGAGCGGGCACAACGGUCUGGAAGGAGAAGACAUGCAACGGAUUUGGGCCAGAGAUACGUCUCUAUAA
Molecule: messenger RNA, 894 nt
Organism: Fonsecaea monophora
Lineage: Eukaryota; Fungi; Ascomycota; Eurotiomycetes; Chaetothyriales; Herpotrichiellaceae
Exons: 3
Coding region: 1-894 (297 amino acids)
Source: RefSeq, a predicted model, not a curated record